Molecule: messenger RNA, 1925 nt
Organism: Sebastes umbrosus (honeycomb rockfish)
Lineage: Eukaryota; Metazoa; Chordata; Actinopteri; Perciformes; Sebastidae
Product: dnaJ homolog subfamily B member 9-like
Exons: 3
Coding region: 164-880 (238 amino acids)
Cellular component (GO): endoplasmic reticulum
Molecular function (GO): misfolded protein binding; protein-folding chaperone binding
Source: RefSeq, a predicted model, not a curated record
GUCGUGGUGUUACCGUUCCAGAAUGCAUCUCGUCAACAACUCUGUCGUUUCUCAUCAGCUGGAGCUGUGAGGCGGCGGUUAGACUGGAGUAUCCUCGGGCUGUUUGUCACCUCGUCUCCUCGUCUCCAAGCCUCAAAAGGUGCCAAAACCAGCAGCAGUAGUCAUGGCCACAGCCCAGGCGGUGUUGCUGCUAGCAGUGCACAUCCUGCUGAUCUCAGAGUUCAUCCUGGCCAAGAGGGACUACUAUGAGAUACUGGGGGUUCCCAGAGAUGCCCCUGAACGCCUCAUCAAGAAGGCCUUCCACAAGCUGGCCCUGAAGUACCAUCCGGACAGAAACAAGGAGCCAGACGCAGAGGCCAAGUUCAGGGAGAUAGCAGAGGCAUACGAGACGUUAUCAGAUGACAAGAGGAGGCGAGAGUACGACCAGUUUGGCCAUGGCCCGUCGCCAGGUGAGGGCCACGGAGGAGGAGCAGGAGGAGGUGGCAACUACAACUUCAACCAGCACUACCAGUCCUUCAACUUUGAUGACAUUUUCAAAGACUAUGACACUUUUGGUCAGCAACACCACCAGCACCACUUCCACUCCCACGCCCACGCCCAAGCACACGCCCACAAUCAAGCCCACCAAAAGAGACACUUUGACAGCCACUUCCAGGCCCACCGGGAGGCUAUGAACAGACAAAAGAGGCAGUUCCAGCAGGGGGGCUUCGGCGGAGGAGUGUUCGACGACAUGUUUGAGGACUUGGAGAAGAUGUUCUCCUUUCAGACGCACGGCUCCAGGACUGACGGACAAUUCCAGAGCACGGGGGGGAAGCAGCACUGCAGGACGGUGACCCAGCGCCGGGGCAACAUGGUGACCACCUUCACCGACUGCUCCUGAGACGAGCAGGAGCAGCCACUUUGGGGACGCUGCUGGGUUUUUAAGUUGUGGUAUUUUCGGAAUUGAAUGCUAAUUUAUCACUUGGUGGAAUAUAGAGAGCAGGUUUCGUGUGGCUUUUUUGUAAUUUUCUGUAUGUAAUUUCCCUCGGAACAAAUAUCCAAGCUGACCUGAUAAAGGGGCUGCUUCCAAAGCAAUAACUCACUCGCAUUAUUGCUCAUAGCACACAGUCAUUAUUUAGCUUUCCAGGUUCAUUAUGUUUACUUUAGUGUAUGAUGGUAUAAUCUAUUAGACUCAGGUAUGGCCUAAGGUUAAAACAUAAUUUGAAUUUUCUUUUGAGAGCAAUAAGAUGUAUUAAAACACCACAGGGACGUUCAUUCUGCAGCUAUUCGGGCCAUACUGUUAUUAUGUUCUCAACAUAAACCUUUCGUCUAAGCAUAGCGUGCUCUGAACAUGUGCAUUUUCUCUCUUGGGUUUUAUUCAUUAUCUUAAAAAUUGGCAAAAAUGACACAGUUUGAGUCUCACAAAUUUCAAAUUUACAGCACUUGCAUCAAAUAUUUCUGCGAGAUGUGUGCGUGCAAGUCGGCCAUUAUCAACUGUUACCUCAUUUUAGUUUUCUUCCUACAGAGCUGCAUCUACCUACACUCGGUCAGGGGUAGGGAAAAUAACAUCAGUCCCAUGACAAACGCUGGUAAACUUAGCCACGGGCAAAGUUUGUGUACUCUCUCUCAGCUGUUUUGUAACCAGUUGGUUACAAAAACCUCGUGGGGUCGCCUACCAGUGAAGCUGAAUGGUCUGAAAAGUUUCCUACAACUGAUCAUAAUGUGCAAUAUUUAGCACCUUUGCUCUUCAUGUUGCCUAUCUUUCAUAGACAGUGCUACGCUGAUGUCAUUGUCUCAUGUCUGCACUUUGUUUGUGUGUGUGUGUGUGUGUGUGUGUGUGUGUGUGCGUGCGUGUGCGUGUGCGUGUGUGUGUGCACUGAGAGUGGCCUGAAUGUCGACUGGUUGCAUAAUGUUUGGAGAAUGAAUAAAAAGAUUCAAGAGCUAAA